AUGGCGUCCUCGUCCCUCCUCGCCCGCGCAGCCCCGCGCGCCUCCCUCCUCGCACCCACACCCCGCGCCUCAUCAUUCUCGACCUCCGCCCGCGUCCUAAAAGACAACAUCGGCAAACUGCCCAUCCCGCUCCCGCCGAACGUCUCCGUCAACGCCCUGCCCACACUCUUGACAGUGACCGGUCCGCUGGGCAGCGCGACCGUCCCGCUCGAGCCGUACAUCCGCAUAACCCAGCCGUCAAAUACCGAGCUCCUCGUGGCCGUCGACGACCGCGACAUCAAGCGCCAGCGCGCAAUGUGGGGCACCACGCGCUCGCUCAUCGCCAACGCCGUCACGGGCACCACGACCGGCUUCCAAGUCCCGUUGUUCCUCGUCGGCGUGGGGUACCGCGCGGCGCUGGAGGCGGAUCCGAGGAAAGAGGGCGGGCAGCGGUUGAGGAUGAAUUUGGGGUACAGCCAUGUCGUUUAUGUGCCCGUGCCGGACGGGAUUAAGGCUGAGGUGCCGCACGCUACGAAGAUUGCUUUGAGCGCUACGGAUAAGCAUCAGCUUGGGCUGUUUGCGGCGGAGGUUAGGGCGUGGAGGAAGCCGGAGCCGUAUAAGGGCAAGGGCAUUUUCAUUGGGAACGAGACGAUCAGGAUAAAGGCUGUCAAGAAGAAGUAG
Messenger RNA from Peniophora sp. CBMAI 1063, 660 nucleotides. Lineage: Eukaryota; Fungi; Basidiomycota; Agaricomycetes; Russulales; Peniophoraceae. The record is from the annotation of a GenBank genome assembly.